AUGGAUCGAAAUUUCAUGUUUCAACUUCGUCAACACCUUAUACGCAAUGAUCCGAAAACAAAAACUGAAAAAGACCAAGCUCGUACCGAAGUCUUAAUUAAGAAAGCCUAUUGCGAAAAAUUGGAAAAUUUGGGCGAAUCAGCUAUGCGUCUCUUCAAAAUAGAACACAUUAACUAUUUAAAUAGACGUCUUUUAGAUCUUCCCGAAUCCAUAGAACAUCUUGACGCAAGUCAGCCUUGGCUCGCGUAUUGGAUUGUUCACUCUUUGCGACUACUCUGCUAUGAGCUAUCAGAUAAACUCAAAACUAGCAUUAUGAACUUUGUAAAAAGCUGCCAACAUCCUCAAGGUGGAUUUUCAGGCGGUCCUCAUCAACUUGCUCACUUGGCGCCAACUUACGGAGCUGUUAAUUGCCUUGUUUCGCUCAAUUCCGCCGACGCUUUGGAUGUUAUAAAUCGUAAAGCCCUUGGAGAUUGGCUACUAUCCCUGAGGCAACCUGAUGGGUCUUUUGUAAUGCAUCAUGGUGGCGAAGUAGAUGUUCGAGGAGCUUAUUGUGCUAUCGCAGCCGCUUCCAUAACUGGAAUUAUCAAAACCCGUCCUGAAAUAUUUAAAGGAACUGCUGAAUGGAUUGCUCGGUGUCAGACCUAUGAAGGUGGUUUCGGUGGUCAACCGGGACUAGAAGCCCACGGGGGAUACUCCUUCUGUGCUUUUGCAGCUCUUGAUCUUCUGAAUGCCAUUCACUUGGUUGAUGUUUCACGUCUACUUCGUUGGGCUGCUAACCGGCAAAUGCCUACUGAAGGUGGUUUCCAGGGUAGAACUCACAAACUCGUAGAUAGUUGCUACUCGUUUUGGGUGGGUGCAAUUUUUCCUCUGCUGGAGCAAUUCCUUUUCGAGAACACCACCUCCUCAGGCGAUUCCACUCGUCCUGAAUACACCCUGUUCGACACUUCUGCUUUACAGGAGUACAUUAUCCUGUGUUGCCAGAAGGUUCAUUCCUCGCCUCCAGGUCUCUCAAUACCCAACGAUCGGUCCCCGGUGAUAAAUGCGAGUGGAGGUGGUCUCUUUGACAAGCCUGGCAAGAAUGUGGAUCCCUAUCACACAUGCUAUGCAUUGAGUGGUCUCACAGUUGCUCAACACUCUCCACGUAUUCCAGAUUCUUCUACCUCAACUAAUAUCGAAAAUUCAGAUAAUCUUCCUUAUCCACCAGUUCCCGCGCGAGAUGUGGCUGGUUGCCAGUGGGGCAAUGAGCUAGCUGAUAUCGACCCAGCGCUUAAUGUAGUGCUUGAUUCUGCCGUCUUUGGGCGUACCUACUUCAGCCUUCUAGACUCCUCUGUGAAUCGUGAUGAAGCUGCCAGCCAAGCCAUGGAAGCUGCCGAGGCCAUGGCUUUCAAACUGACAGUUUGUGACGAGCUAAUUGGGGGAAAUCACGAGGAAUCGGAUGUCUCCGAAUCGGGUUACUCUCUCCCAGACAUUUGUACAUCGCCUUAA
Molecule: messenger RNA, 1485 nt
Organism: Rodentolepis nana
Lineage: Eukaryota; Metazoa; Platyhelminthes; Cestoda; Cyclophyllidea; Hymenolepididae
Source: the annotation of a GenBank genome assembly